Messenger RNA from Colletotrichum graminicola M1.001, 1650 nucleotides. RefSeq lists its product as uncharacterized. The record is from RefSeq and is a predicted model, not a curated record. The transcript is spliced from 3 exons. Lineage: Eukaryota; Fungi; Ascomycota; Sordariomycetes; Glomerellales; Glomerellaceae. Gene Ontology annotation, biological process: carbohydrate transport; transmembrane transport. Gene Ontology annotation, cellular component: membrane. Bases 1 to 1650 code for a protein of 549 amino acids. Gene Ontology annotation, molecular function: carbohydrate:proton symporter activity.
AUGGGCAAGCUUAAUUACUUCGGCCUUCGAGGCAAGAGCCUUAAUUGGGCCAUCAGUAUCAUCGCAGGAUGUGACUUCUUGCUUUUCGGAUAUGACCAGGGUGUCACCGGUGGUAUCCUCACCCUCCCUGCCUUCCAGUCUCAGUUCCCUACUAUCGAUUCUGAGCCUGAAGGCCUCCUCGGAGGGCUUACCAAGAGCCAGCGCUCUACCAACCAAGGUAUCGCCGUCGCCUCCUACAACUUGGGCUGCUUUCUCGGCGCCAUCAUCACCAUCUUCAUCGGAAACCCUCUCGGUCGCAAGCGUAUGAUCAUCCUCGGUACCGCCAUCAUGGUUGUUGGUGCUGCUCUCCAGGCUUCCGCUUUCUCCAUUGAACACCUCAUCAUCGGACGUAUUAUCACUGGCCUCGGAAACGGUGGCAACACAUCGACGGUCCCUACCUGGCAGUCCGAGACAUGCAGCUCACACAAGCGCGGCAAGCUCGUCAUGAUUGAGGGUGCCCUCAUCAGCGGUGGCAUCAUGAUUUCCUACUGGAUUGAUCUUGGCAUGUCUUUCGCCCCCGGAUCUGUCUCCUGGCGUUUCCCUCUGGCCCUGCAGAUCCUCUUCUGUGUCUUCAUUCUGGCCUUUGUCUGGAACCUGCCCGAGUCUCCUCGCUGGCUCAUUCUCAAAGGCCGCGACCAGGAGGCUAAGGAGGUCAUUGCCGCCAUCGCCGACCUGCCCGAAGAUGACGACUACUGCAAGAACGAAUACGUCGUCAUGAAGAAGACCGUCGAGGAGAUGUCCAAGGGCACCUUCAAGGAUCUUUUCACCAUGGACAAGAACCGCAACUUCCACCGCACCUGCAUUGCUUACGUCAACCAGAUGUUCCAGCAGAUCUGCGGUAUCAACCUCAUCACCUACUACGCCGCCGUCAUCUACUCUGGCCUGGGAAUGUCUCGCUUCAUGGCCCACUUGCUGGCUGCUCUGAACGGUACCGAGUACUUCAUUGCUUCUUGGCCCGCCGUCUUUCUGGUCGAGCGCGUCGGCCGCCGCAAGCUUAUGCUUUUCGGCGCUGUCGGUCAGGCCAUCACCAUGGCCAUCCUUGCCGGUGUCAACUCCCAGAGUACUUAUGCUUGCCAGAUUACUGGAAUUGUGUUCCUCUUCGUUUUCAACACAUUCUUCGCUAUUGGAUGGCUUGGUAUGACUUGGCUCUACCCCGCCGAGAUCGUCCCCCUACGCAUCCGCGCCCCCGCCAACGCGCUUUCUACGUCUGCCAACUGGAUCUUUAACUUCAUGGUCGUCAUGAUCACUCCCGUCGCCUUCGACUCCAUCAAGCAUCACACAUACACCAUCUUCGCCAUCAUCAACGCCAUCAUCGUCCCCGUUACCUACUUCUUCUUCCCUGAGACCGCCUACCGCUCCCUGGAGGAGAUGGACUCUAUCUUCUCCAAGGCCGCUUCCGGUUUCAAGGGUGCCUUCGAUGUCGUGAACGUUGCCCGCCACGAGCCCCACCGCUAUGGCAGGAACGGCGAGCUUCUCGUCCACUACGACGAUAAGGAGACUGGUCACGCCACUACCCGCGAGAACCGCCGCGAGAACAGCACCAGCAGCAGUGAGCACAACGGCAUGUGGGCCCGCCAGGACGAGGAGACACAGAAAGUCGAGAAGUCCUGA